This is a messenger RNA of Eutrema salsugineum, 507 nucleotides long. RefSeq lists its product as uncharacterized. The record is from RefSeq and is a predicted model, not a curated record. The transcript has a single exon. Bases 66 to 389 code for a protein of 107 amino acids. Lineage: Eukaryota; Viridiplantae; Streptophyta; Magnoliopsida; Brassicales; Brassicaceae.
CAUUAAACAAAAACAGAGAAGACUAUUAGUUCGUCAGACAAAAACUCAAACCCAAGGAGCCGGUCAUGGAGAAUUAUUACAAAGAAAUGGAACCACCAGCCGCCGCCGCACCUGGAAACCGCCGAGACGCAGCUGCGGUGAGAGGAUACACCGCAAGUUUCGACGAUUCAACCGCCGAUCAGACGAACGAUUACCAGAUGAAGAUAAAGAAAAGCAAAAGCGUUCCAAACGCGGAUCGUGCGGCAUCUAGAAGCUGGAGUUUCAGCGAUCCGGAAUCGCGGAGGAAGAGAAGAGUCGCUGGCUAUAAGGUUUACUCCGUCGAACAGAAGAUGAAGGGAUCCAUUAGAAAGAGCUUCAAAUGGUUCAAAGACAUUAUCGGUAUUUCUUGAAAUAUUCUCCAUCACUUUCUUUCUUAAUAUAUACAUAUAUAAAUACUAUAUGUAAAGAAAAACCAAUCGAUGGAUCUCUUCGUGCUGAGUAUUUAAAUAUCGAAUUAUCUUUCUCUUG